Messenger RNA from Sinocyclocheilus rhinocerous, 360 nucleotides. Its product is annotated as drebrin-like. Bases 122 to 349 code for a protein of 75 amino acids. The record is from RefSeq and is a predicted model, not a curated record. The transcript has 2 exons. NCBI's taxonomy places the organism in Eukaryota, Metazoa, Chordata, Actinopteri, Cypriniformes, Cyprinidae.
CAGCUCCUCCCCUGCUCUCCCGCAGCCGCUCCUGAGCUUUGAUGAGGUGCCUGACACCCCCUACUGCACCGGCACAGAAGACGACCCCUCCAGCCUGGUGGAUGUGGCCGGACCCCACCAGAUGACCCUGAGUUACCAGCAGGCCCUGCAGCAUGCAUCUGGCUCUGACAGCCAGGACAUGGAUGACGGACAGCUGCUGUUGACCAAUGGAGACACGCUGCUUAAAGAAGGGACCCAGGCGAGUGAAGGCUACUUCAGCCAAUCACAGGAGGAGGAUUUCGCCCAGUCAGAUGACUGCACUGCAAAAGUCAACCCAACACCAGUUUUUUAUAACAAACCACCAGGUUAGUUGACAGCAGA